GGUGGGGAGAAUUCGGCCAGCUCCCAGGGGGGCUGAGGGGCCCAUUAGGGUCUGGAGGGCCUCCUUUUGGUCCCCUAUCAUACCACAUGCCCUGAGGGGCUGGGACCUGGGCACCUGUCACCCCUGGCACUGACUGUCCAGGGCUCCCCUCCUCCCUCUUCUGGCCACUGCCGCCUCCUGUCCCCUCCCCUCCCUUCUUCCUUCUCCUGGUCCCACCUCCAGAAGCCUCUCCUAUUGCUCCUCCUCACCUCUGUCCUCCUGGACUGUCCCAGCUCCUACCUUCCCUACCGCUCACCUUUUUCCCCUUUUAGGACUGAGUGAGGACAGGCGGGGGUGGUACAGCUGGGGCUUGGGGCACAGCAGCAGAGACUCUAGGCCCUCUCCCACGCUGCCAGCCCUCUGGUAACCCCUCCCUCCAAGCUGGGGGGAGGGGGGACAGCACCCAGAGGGUUAAGGCUGUAGGGGGGAGGGGCUGGGCCAGGUCGUGGGCGGCCCCUUUGAAGGAGGGAGCUGGAGCGGGGAACAGCCACCCUACCUCCCCCCCAGCCCGGCCCUCCCCGACCCCUCCCAACCUGCUCCCCCCAGGGGCCAAGAGGAGCUGCCGGCAAGGCCCCUCAGCGUUCAGGAGAAGAUGGGGAGCCCUGAGGACGACCUGAUCGGGAUUCCAUUCCCUGAACACAGCAGUGAGCUCCUGAGCUGCCUCAACGAACAGCGCCAGCUGGGCCAUCUGUGUGACCUAACCAUCCGGACGCAGGGCCUUGAAUACCGCACCCACCGGGCUGUGCUGGCUGCCUGCAGCCACUACUUUAAGAAACUCUUCACCGAGGGCGGUGGCGGGGCCGUCAUGGGGGCUGGGGGCGGCGGGACAGCCGCUGGGGGAGCAGGGGCUGGCGUGUGUGAGCUGGACUUUGUGGGGCCAGAGGCACUGGGUGCCCUGCUCGAGUUUGCCUAUACAGCCACACUGACCACCAGCAGCGCCAACAUGCCGGCAGUGCUCCAGGCCGCCCGGCUGCUGGAGAUCCCAUGUGUCAUCGCUGCCUGCAUGGAGAUUCUGCAGGUCAGUGGGCUAGAAGCUCCCAGCCCUGAUGAGGAUGACUGUGAGCGAGCCCGCCAGUACCUGGAGGCCUUCGCCACAGCCACGGCCUCAGGAGUUCCCAACGGGGAAGACAGCCCUCCACAGGUGCCCCUCCCGCCACCGCCGCCACCACCGCCACCACCUCGGCCUGUUGCCCGCCGCAGCCGCAAGCCCCGAAAAGCUUUCUUGCAGACCAAGGGGGCCCGGGCAAACCACCUAGUGCCCGAGGUGCCCACAGUGCCCACCCAUCCCUUGACCUAUGAGGAGGAGGAGGUGGCAGGCAAAGUGGGCAGCAGUGGGGGCAGUGGCCUGGCGGACAGCUACAGCCCUCCAACAGGGACUGCCUCACCCCCUGAGGGGCCCCUGAGCUACGAGCCCUAUGAGGGUGAAGAAGAAGAGGAGGAGCUGGUAUAUCCCCCAGCCUAUGGGCUGGCACAGAGCGGCGGGCCCCCGCUGUCCCCAGAGGAGCUGGGCUCAGAUGAGGAUGCCAUCGAUCCUGACCUGAUGGCCUACCUAAGUUCGCUGCACCAGGAUGCCCUGGCACCAGGCCUAGAUGGCCAGGACAAGCUGGUGCGCAAACGCCGCUCCCAGAUGCCCCAGGAGUGCCCGGUCUGCCACAAGAUCAUCCACGGGGCAGGCAAACUGCCACGCCACAUGAGGACCCAUACAGGGGAGAAGCCCUUCGCCUGUGAAGUCUGCGGUGUCCGUUUCACCCGGAAUGACAAGCUGAAGAUCCACAUGCGGAAGCACACAGGAGAGCGCCCCUAUUCGUGCCCGCACUGCCCAGCCCGCUUCCUGCACAGCUAUGACCUCAAGAACCACAUGCACCUGCACACGGGAGACCGGCCCUAUGAGUGCCACCUGUGCCACAAGGCUUUCGCCAAGGAGGACCACCUGCAGCGCCACCUCAAGGGCCAGAACUGCCUGGAGGUGCGCACCCGGCGGCGACGCAAGGACGAUGCACCACCCCACUACCCACCACCCUCUGCUGCCACCCCAUCCCCCGCUGGCCUCGACCUCUCCAAUGGCCACUUGGACACCUUCCGCCUCUCUCUAGCUCGAUUCUGGGAGCAGUCAGCCCCUACUGGGCCCCCGGUCUCCACCCCGGGGCCCCCUGAUGACGAUGAGGAGGAGGGGGCACCCACCACGCCUCAAGCUGAAGGUGCCAUGGAGUCCUCUUAAAGAGGGACAAGAGGCCGUGCUGGAGCAGCACGAGGCCGGGGACGCCCAUGCCAAGCAGUGGGAGCGUGCAGGACAGACAGAGCUGGGGUCGGGGCACUGUGCCUCCCUGGCAUCAGAAAUCAGCCCCUGCCCCCCAGAGCCCUCAUUCCAGUUCCAAGCUGAGAAGGUUUUGGGGCAGAGGCUCCCCAGAUUGGGGUGAUCUCCCAAGGAGUGAUACAUAUGAUAUUAUGUAUAUAUUUACAGCUCUAUUGUAAAGGUGGGGUCCCUGUCUCCAGCUGCUCCUGGGGAGUAGAAGCAAUAAUGUAUUUCUGAUUUGCGGGAUCCCUCUUCGGCUAUGCGGGUUUCUAGGGGGUGGGGGGCUUGGGACCAAAGCCUUGCCCCGCCCCCACGCCCCUUGGGGUUUUGGCUGUGUAGAGGGGAGAAGGACUGCCCCUCCCUUCCGAGACCCCUCCUUCCUGGUUUCUGUUCCCUUUUCCUGGCAGUGAAUUAUGCAAAGGGGGCGGCAAAGGAAGGGUAGGUGGGGGAAAGCAAGGUAGAAGCUUGAAAGACUGGGGGACUGGGCCUGUAAGGAAGGAGCCAUCCUAGUCCCCCUCCGCCCUGCUCCCGGCGCUGAGUCAUGGGGUCCUGGAGAAGAAGGGGGCGGGGUGGCCUGAUUGGCUCGCCCGCCCCUGGGGGCAGCGGGAGGGGCCCCGCCCAGCGAGGGGAGCCGCUUCGCUCGGUUCUCCUCCCCGGCCCUCCCCUCCCGCGUCCGCGGGCAGGGAAUGUCUUGUUCCCGCCGCUCCCUCCCCGGGGCCAGAGGGCAGGGCGGGCCGGGCAGCGUCCUACCCUCUUCUCCUCCCCACCUCCUCCCCGCCCAGGUGCGAGCCGGAGCCGCCGCCACCGCUGCCGCCCCUGACUCACGCCGCCCCCGGGCUGGCGCGGCGCAGGGUGUGGGACCGGGUGAGGGGUUGGGGGAGCCUUGCGGAGAACGGGCGAGCCGGCGCCAUCUGGCGGCCAUGCCCUGCGCGGGCGAGCGCCCCCGGCGGCCACCUCCAGCGAGCCGGCUUCACUCGCCUCAACCGCCCAGCUGGUGAGCGAGCGGCGCCCCCUUCCCAAGGCAGUGGGCAAAUAACGUCUUGCUUGGCCGCUGGGAGAGUGGGCUGCGGACCUGAGGGAAAGGGGUCCUUUUCCCAGACCCUUGCCAGCCGCGCUUCCUGUUGGGUCAGGGAGAAUAAUCCCCUCACUCUUCCCUUAGGACUGAAUCUACCCCUGUUCUGUACAUAGCCUCUUCUGUUGGUCUUGUUGAAAUCUAGUUUCAGAUUUUUAACUACCCAAUUCUGCUGGGGGUGGGGGUCUCUCCCCCCCUUUCCUCGCUGGGUGCUGGACCCCCAUUGCGGCCUGGGCUCUGCCUUGCACUAUAUCCCCUCCCUGGCCUGGCGGCCCCUCCCCCUCCUUAAAAGGGGCAGGUUCAGGGGCCCGGUGCUCUCCCUCCCUCCCAUGCACCCCCCCACGCCCAUUUGCACAGCUGCCCAGGUACCCCCAAUAGUGGGGGGGGUCACAGGGAGGGGGUAGUGGGACCAGUCCCUGUAUCUAUUUAAAAAGUGAUGAUGUAAUAUAUUGGGGUGGGGGAGGUCGGGUGGCCCAGGGCCUCAUCUUAGCAUUUCAGGUGAUGGGGGAGCCCAGGGCUGGGGAGACCUGGGGCCUAGCCCCGGGGAGUGAGGACAAUGUGGCCUCCCCCAUCCCCCCUUGCGGCUUCUCCACUCAGUGCCUUAGGGGGGGAGGCAAUCCCCCCUCUCCUUUUCCCCUCCCCUUCCCCUGCCCCCCACCUCGGGUGUAAGCGACAGGAAGAAAUAAUAAUAAUUUAAGAUUCA
Equus caballus (horse) is the source of this 4107-nucleotide messenger RNA. It is a transcript of the gene ZBTB7B, whose product is annotated as zinc finger and BTB domain containing 7B. NCBI's taxonomy places the organism in Eukaryota, Metazoa, Chordata, Mammalia, Perissodactyla, Equidae. Gene Ontology annotation, molecular function: DNA-binding transcription factor activity, RNA polymerase II-specific; RNA polymerase II cis-regulatory region sequence-specific DNA binding; protein binding. Gene Ontology annotation, biological process: positive regulation of gene expression; regulation of transcription by RNA polymerase II. The record is from RefSeq and is a predicted model, not a curated record.